AUGGGCAACAUCGGCGGCGGCGGCGGCAACUCCUCGUCCAGCUUCGGCCUCAAGCGCGGCGGUGGAGGUGGCACGGGCAACAACGGCAGCAGCGGCAGCAGCAGCCCCAUCAUCUUCGCGUUCUGGACGCCGUUCCUGCUGCUCCACCUAGGCGGGCCAGACACCAUCACCGCCUACUCGCUGGAGGACAACGAGCUGUGGCUCCGCCACCUCAUCGGCCUCCUCUUCGAGCUCUUCUCCGCUGUGUCGUCUUCUUCUCGCUCCUCGCACGGCAAACCCCAUGAUCCACGCCACCGUGCUCAUCUCAUGACGGAGUUCGACUCCAAGAAGAAGGUCGGCCUGGUCGUCGAGAUCGACAUAACCAAUGGCGAGGCCGAGGAAGCACACAAGGAGAUGGAGAAGCAAGAGACGACGCGGCUGGUGCUGAAUACCGACAAGAGCGUGGAGGCUCGGGCGUACGAGUUCUUCCUUGUCUUUCGGCGCCUCUUCGUGAACCUCAUCCUCAGCUUCAAGGAGCGGCGGCAGAGCCAGGCCUUCUUCCUGGAGCGCCCUGACACGAAGGUGUACCUGGAGCAGCAGUCGCGGCUGGGAUGGCUGAAGAGACUGAUGGGCUGCCUGGCGAGGCUGAGGAAGGUCAGCAAGCGGUGGCAGACACGGCGAUGGUCGGGGAAGACCUCGCAGCUGAACCUCAUCACCCAUUCCCUGGGCAAGCCUGCCCAUGCCGGGUGCUGUCUCUGUCUCAGCAUGGUCGCCCACUUCCUGGGCCUCGACGACAUCGUCGACGACUUCGUCUUCAUACGCCGCGUUAGGCUCAACAAGAGGGACAAGAACAAGUUCUGCAGCUGGCUUCGCAGCUUUGGCAGGUGCAUCCGGGAGAAGCUCAUCAAGCCACUUGUUCCCAGGUGCUGCGAUAAGUCGGGUGUACACGACAAGGAGGACGAAACGGAGGAGUCACGUCUAUUGGACUUCAUCUUCGAUGGUCUCAAAGACUUGGCUCAGAAGCUGCAUGACAAGAAAAAGAUCAUGGAGGUGUGCAGCCACCGGGGCAAGGGUGUCGUCGACCGCCUUGCGCAGAAGAUCAACGAAAGGCUCACGGGUGACGGCGACGCCGAUACGAAGGCCAAGUUCGACCUCAUCAUGGACAGCGUGACGAGCAAGGACUUCGACGAGUCCCUGCUGCUGUGGCACAUCGCCACCGACCUGUGCCGCCACAAGGACAAGCAACCCGACAUGCUGUCGGAGACGGCGGGCAUCGGGCUGCUCCGCUACCGGGACACGCGCGCGGAGGCGCAGAGGUUCUUCGGCUCCAUGGCGGCGUGGAACCCUGACCACGACGACGCGCGGAGGAUGCUGCUCAGCGUCAACACCACACGGAAGCCUGCGGAGGUGAAGGGCGACCGGAGCAAGUCGGUGCUGUUCGACGCGGUCAUCCUGUCCAAGGCGCUCCGGGAGCUGGACGAGGAGCUCAUGUGGGAGCUGGUCACGGGGGUGUGGGGGGAGAUGCUGACGUACGCGGCGGGCAAGUGCCGGGGGAGCAUGCACGUCCGGCAGCUCAGCCGCGGCGGCGAGCUCGUCACGCUCGUCUGGUUCCUCAUGGCGCACAUGGGGCUCGGCGACAUUUCAUCACAGAAAGCAGUGGAUGCUCUUCUCCAAGAUUUAGAGAAGGACUUUGCAAUCAAAGAUCUUGGGAACCUUCACUAUUUUCUUGGCAUACAGGUUCAAAGAAAGAAAGGUGAAUUGCUUUUGACACAGGAACGCCAACAGCAACAACUACAGCCACAUGAUGUUGGCGUUCUGGACGCCGUUCCUGCUGCUACACCUAGGUGGCCCGGACACCAUAACCUUGUCGGCCUCCUCUUCGAGCUCUACUCCGGCAGCAUCUACGGCUUCCGCAAGAAGAUCCUUGGCCCCCCGGAACCUGGGCCCAACUACGCCAAGCUCAUGACCGUGUACGACUCCAGGGAGAAGGCCGGCCUCGCCGUCCAGAUCGCCAUAGCCGCCGAUGGCGAGGCCGAGCAGGCACGCAAGGAGAUGGAGAAGCAAGAGACGACGCGGCUGGCGCAGGACACCAACAAGAGCGUGGGGGCCCGCGCGCUUUCUUCCUCAAGCGCCAAAAACUUGAAGGCGAGCGAGGCGUUCGACGUGAUCGAGGUGGAGCUCAACUUCAUCUACGACAUGGUGUACACCAAGGCGCCGGUCGCCUACACCAGGGCCGGCUGGGUCCUCCGCUCCGUCUGCUCCGCCUGCCUCGUCUCCGCGCUGCUCAUCUUCUUCUUCCUCGACAAGCCCGGGCACCAGAUCCAGCGCGUCGACGUCGGCAUCACGUACGCGCUGCUGCUGGGUGGGCUGGCGCUCGACGCGGCGGCGCUGCUCAUGAUCUUCUUCUCCGACCGCGCCAAGGUGUACCUGGAGGAGUCGUCCCGGCUGCUCAGGUGGCUGGCGUGGCUGCGGCGGGUCACCAAGCGGUGGCAGAUGCGGCGCUGGUCGGGGACUGUCUCGCAGAUGAACCUCAUCCGCUACUGCCUCGGCAAGCCGGGCAGUUACAGUACUAACAGAGCCGGACGGCGGUGGCUCCACAGGGCCGCCGAGAAGCUGCACGUCGAGGACAUCGUGGACGACUUCGUCUUCGUCCGCCGCGUGCCACUUCGCAAGCACGACGACAAGCAGGAUCGUGAGGACUCGCCCCCUGUCCUCAAGUUCAUCUUCGACGGCCUCAAGCCAGCGGCGGAGAAGCUGAAAGGGAAGGAGGACAUCAUGGAGAUCGCCAUGCCACGGAGAUCAAGAAGGCCGGGGAAGAAUGACGAGGCGGCGCGGCAUGGGAAGGCCGAGGUCGUUGAGGACAAGUUCAAGGUGAUCCUGGACAGCGUGGUGCAGAGUGACUUCGACGACGCCAACGACGUCAUCGUGCCAGCGGCGGCGGGAGACGCAGGCGGAGAAACCUUAUCCCUGCGGCCUGUGGGAACUCUAAGCCAAAAGACCAUGGAGAUGCAGGCCAUCGGCGAGACCCUGUCGGAGUACAUGCUGUACCUGCUCAUCAAGCAGCCGGACAUGGUGGCGGCGACGCCGGGCAUCGGCCUGCUCCGAUACGGAGACACGUGCGAGGAGACGCGGCGGUUCUUCAGAUCCAUGGAGGCGUGGAUCGACGGCCACGACGACGCGCGCAGGAUGCUGCUCGGCGUGAACACCUCGGAGAAGCCAUCGGUGGUGAAGGGCGACCGGAGCAAGUCGGCGCUGUUCGACGGGGUCAUCCUGGCCAAGGCGCUCCGGGAGCUGGACGAGGAGCUCAUGUGGGAUGUCAUCACGGGGGUGUGGGGUGAGAUGCUGAUGUAUGCGGCGGGCAAGUGCCGGGGGAGCAUGCACGUCCGGCAGCUCAGCCGCGGCGGUGAGCUCAUCACCCUCGUCUGGUUUCUCAUGGCGCACAUGGGGCUCGGCGACAUGUACCAGAUCCAGGAAGGGGACGCCAAAGCCAAGUUCAUCGUCAAAGACCAGUAG
Molecule: messenger RNA, 3492 nt
Organism: Miscanthus lutarioriparius
Lineage: Eukaryota; Viridiplantae; Streptophyta; Magnoliopsida; Poales; Poaceae
Source: the annotation of a GenBank genome assembly